AAGCUCAAUCUUCCGUUCUGCAGAUAAGCGCUGGGGCUGUGAUGUCAGUCGGUGGUUGAUGAAAUUUAACACCGUCCCCGCUGACAUUCUUUCUUCCCCCCCCCCCACCGAAGUGCACUCCCUAUUACAGAGGCGGCAGAUGCCUUGAAGCAGGUUAAUGCUGCGCUAGGGAGCAGAAACAGGCUCGGAGAGGGCUCCUGACACCCACCUCAGCAAUGAUCCAGCGACCCGGCUGUGGAGGAGACAACUCACGGCGGGUCUGACAGGACAGUGGGAGAUUUGCCUGUGUCAGGGAGAGAGAUUCCUGGCUGGGGGAAUGCUCUCCCCCCGGGUGGACACUGUCAAAAGCAACAUGCAGACGCUGUAGCAGGUCUGAGAGAACUCGGGGCUCGCUCCGGUCGACUUUGCAAACCUGCAGAUGAAUCAGCGCCGUAGUCGAGUUCUGUUUUCGCUUCGGAUUACGCUGCCGGGACAAAUGCAUACAAAUGCAUUUAGGAGCCCAAAGGACAAGCCGUGGAUCUAUCUGUACCACCGUCAAACCGGAAUCCCUCCUUUUCUUGUUGACGAUAUGUUUGACGGCUGGACUUGCACCAAGCCACAUCCAAGGUGUAGACAUUCUCCAGAAACUUGGUCUUACAGACAAUGGAACACUGUCUUCAUCAGGAUCACCCUCCCAACAACCUUCGCUCUCGUUACCUUGGGGAACCACAGCAACAGCGACUGGUAUUAUCCUGUCAAGUGACGCACAUAUUGAAGCUCCAAUUGCGAGCAUAAUGCCAUUAAACACUAGCAACGAAUUCACUAUACUUGUUAGUCUCUGUUCUCAUCGAGUCAACAAUGCUUUUCUCUUUAGUAUUAGAAAUAAGAACAGACUUCAGUUUGGUGUACAGAUUUUACCAAGAAAAUUAGUUGUGUAUGUUGCUGAGAAGCAAUCUGUAUAUUUUGCAUAUAAUGCUCAUAAUGGGCAAUGGCAUUCCUUUGCCAUUUCGAUUAAAGGCAAAACUGUUACUUUUUCUUCCGACUGUGGGGAGAAGCUGAUCAGCAAGGAGCUGCUUGUCAAACCACAGAAACUUGUUUCUGGCAGCAAGUUAACCUUAGGAAGGAUGAACUGGAAUGCAGUUCCAUUUGAAGGAGUUUUAUGCCAGCUGGAUAUUUAUCCAAAUGCUCAAGCUUUGAUGAAUUAUUGCAAUUACGUGAAGAAGCAGUGUCGUCCAGCCGAUACUUACCGAUCCCUGUCACCCUUGCUUUCCACCACCUCUCCUGCAGUUACCAGCUCAAGCUCGGGUCACACAACAUCUUCACUGAGUGAAGAGAUGCAUGCAAGUUCAGUGGCAACAGCAACUCGUACCACAAGUGCACAUGGACAAAAUAUUACUGACGAAGAUGAAUAUUUCAGCCACUCAUUCGACAGAGUUGUUGAAACCAAUACUCAAAGGAACUUGGGUGAAUCAGAGAUUUUGACCAAAUUGCCUCAAACUUCAACCCCUAGUUUCAAUGAAACAAUAAGAUCUCAUCCAUUGAACGACUCAAGGCUUGACCCUGGACUUGUCCAUGUUCUUUUUGGCCAGCACUCUAAACCCAAUUCCCGCAAAUUCGAAGAUUCACUUAACAGGAAGGGAAGUGAAUUGGAAGCAGAUCAAUCUGAAAAUGUUACAGAGAACAGAAACCAAGAGAAUUGGAAGAUUUACGAUGAAAAUUUCUCACCCUUGACUUCACUGCUCCAACAACACAAGAUAAACGACAGCCUCAGAAAUGUAAACCAACCAGAGAUCGCAAAGGAAAUUUCAGACCAGCUCCUCGAAAGGCAGAUGAUCAAUGCAACACUGUACAGAGCAUCAAAAGACACCUCUUCACUAAAUCAGAACAGUUUAUGGGAUGAAAAUGAUUACUCAGCUGUGGAAUUAGAUCACUACACAGAAAAUUCACAAGAAAUUGAUACUGAAAACUACGACUAUGAUUAUGAAGACUUCCUUGAUUAUUUAGUUUAUGAAGGCAUACCUGGGCCGAAGGGAGAUCCAGGACCACCUGGUCCCCCAGGCCCACCUGGUGCAAUGGGUCCUCCAGGGAAACGGGGAGCGAGGGGGAUACCAGGACAACAUGGGAACCCAGGAUUACCAGGACUACCAGGCUCGAAGGGUCCAAAAGGUGAACCAGGCUUAUUUCCCAUUAAAGCGCCACCCGGAGCACAGGGCGAUCCAGGUCCCAUCGGUCCAAUUGGUCCUCUUGGUCCACCGGGUCAAAAGGGUCCCAAAGGAUACCAAGGUGCACCUGGACCCCCAGGGGAACGUGGUCCCCCUGGGCCGGAUGGGAACCCGGGAGUGAGUGGAUACCCAGGCAGGCAGGGUUUAGCUGGGCCCAAAGGAAAUCCUGGCCCGAAAGGUAGACCGGGGUUUAUAGGACCUCCUGGCAUGGGUGGACCACGCGGGCCAGAAGGUACAAAGGGUAUUGCUGGACCCCACGGGAGAAAGGGCCCCAAAGGAAGACCGGGAUAUCCAGGAGCGAUUGGAGCAAGAGGCCCUCCUGGUUCUGAUGGCAGCCCAGGAUUGGUCGGAGGAAUUGGUCAACCUGGAUUUCCUGGCCUCAGGGGUGAUGUAGGUCCUUCAGGAUUAAUUGGUCUCCCAGGAAUUCCAGGGCCUCAGGGUCUGGUAGGAAGUGUUGGACAGCCUGGAUUGAAAGGUGAUAAGGGGGAUCAUGGUGUGCUGGGUGCACCGGGGGAGCGAGGAUACCCUGGAGACCAGGGAGCGACUGGUUUGCUGGGACCACCAGGAAUGAGAGGAAAACCAGGACCACAGGGUAAAGUUGGAGACCCCGGACCACAAGGAUUACCAGGUCCUCGAGGACCAGAGGGGUUCCCAGGAGACAUUGGUUUACCAGGUCCGAAUGGGCCACAAGGCACAAAGGGAGCUCCAGGUGACAGAGGACCAUUAGGACCCCAGGGCACAAAGGGUCAAGAGGGAGAUGAAGGCCCAAUGGGUCCUCCAGGAAGUCAUGGACCACUGGGAAGACCGGGUCGGAAAGGAUACCCUGGAGUGCUUGGAUUAGACGGCGUUAAGGGAGAACAAGGAGAUGUGGGAAACAUUGGGAAGAUUGGAUUACAGGGUCCUGUUGGCUUGCCUGGUCCGAGAGGCCCCACAGGAAUACUUGGUGAAAAGGGUGAUCGUGGUGAUCUGGGUCCUCUGGGAUCUCCUGGAGAGAAAGGAUCCACGGGUUACAUGGGUUCUCCAGGCCUGCCAGGUCCUGUUGGUGAACAGGGGCAACCAGGUCUGCCAGGGCAGAGAGGAACACCGGGCUUACCAGGUACCAAAGGGAGAAGAGGACCAAGAGGCCCUGAAGGUUCCCCAGGAGAACAAGGGCCCAAAGGUAACAAGGGAGAAAGAGGUGACGUGGGUAGAAAAGGUGAAACUGGACUUAUUGGAAAAGCUGGGAAUCCUGGAGAGCAGGGAGCGCAGGGUGCCCCUGGAUUGACAGGACCUCCUGGGAGCACUGGAGAGAUGGGACCUCCUGGAAAACCAGGGCCUCGAGGACAACCUGGAGAGAUUGGUACUGCUGGAGGAAUGGGUCCAGAGGGACCAUCAGGACCAAUGGGAGAUCCCGGACACCCAGGGGAAGCUGGUUUUAAGGGUGAGCUAGGACUAGCUGGAAGUAUAGGAGAACCAGGACAAAUCGGUUUGAGGGGAGAACCAGGUCCAGUUGGAGAAGAUGGGAUUCAAGGAAAAGAUGGGAUCCAGGGUGAACAGGGUGAUCCAGGUCCGAAGGGGGAAAUUGGGGAGAAAGGUGACACUGGAGCUCGGGGAGUUGCUGGUGCCGUUGGACCACCUGGGAUUAAUGGAAUGCCGGGACCCGAAGGGAAACGGGGCACGCCAGGACAACGAGGUCGUUCAGGGAAAAAGGGUGAGAAGGGGCACCGGGCAGCACCUGGGGAACAAGGUGAUCGAGGUGAACCAGGACAACAAGGAGACCCAGGGCCCAAAGGAGUGAGGGGCUCCCGAGGAUCAAGGGGUCCUCCUGGUUUAAUGGGACCACUGGGAGAGCCAGGACUUGUGGGAUAUCCGGGUCAUCAAGGGCCAUCGGGACCUCAAGGACCCCCAGGACCAAAGGGGGAGAAGGGCUAUCCAGGAGAUGACAGCACUGAGAUUGGACUCCCUGGGCCUCUAGGUGAACCAGGUCCUGUAGGUCCUCGUGGAGAUAGUGGUGAGCCAGGAGAUGAAGGAUUCAAGGGUUAUGCAGGAUUGCCAGGACUGAGGGGAGCUGCGGGACAGCAAGGACUGCCGGGAAAUCCAGGUGAACCAGGAGAGCAAGGGCCUAAAGGAGAGAAAGGAAAGGAGGGUGUAAAAGGGGCAAAAGGAUCUCGUGGUGAUCCCGGGAAACCAGGCUUAUCGGGGAUCACAGGACCACCUGGGAAAAGAGGAGUGGCAGGACAGCCAGGAUUGAGGGGAAAGCCUGGGAAUGUCGGAAAGCCAGGAAUUCCUGGAAGUCCUGGGCGACCUGGUGAUCUGGGCAAUACUGGGCUUGUCGGACUGGCUGGUGCACCGGGACCAAGGGGCGCUCCUGGACGGCCAGGUGUGGUGGGUGACAGAGGGCGACAAGGACCAAAGGGUGAGAAAGGUUUGCCAGGUCAACCUGGAUUGCAAGGCAACCUAAGGGGUCGCGCUGGAGUGCAAGGUGAUCAAGGAACCUUUGGGGAACCUGGUCCGAAAGGACAGAAGGGGGAUGAUGGUGAUCGAGGCUUGAUGGGGUUUCCUGGUUUUCAAGGUCCAAAAGGCCCUGUUGGCGAUAUUGGUUAUAAAGGAAUUCGAGGUCCAAAAGGCCCAAUGGGGUCAUUUGGAAAUAGCGGACCAUUUGGACCCACUGGAAUUAUCGGUCCUGCUGGUAAACCGGGUCCAAAGGGAGUGAAAGGGGCCAGAGGGGAAAUGGGACCUGAAGGGCCACGCGGGCAGCCAGGACCACCUGGUCCUCCUGGGACUCCUGGUCCAUUGAGACAUGCGGAUAUCAAUGCAGCAAUUCAAGCCUUGAUUGCAUCCAAUGAAGCCGUUCAUUUUGAGAAUUACCAGAACACUGAAGUCCCACUCGUACAGCAAGGAAUGGAGAUUUUCAAAACUUUACACUAUCUCAGCAGCUUGAUGCAAAAUAUCAAGAACCCCCUGGGAACCAAGCAACAUCCUGUUCGGAUUUGCCGGGACUUGCUGAACUGUGAAAGUAAAUUAUCUAAUGACAAAUACUGGAUUGACCCCAACUUGGGCUGCUCUUCGGAUACUAUCGAAGUAUUCUGCAAUUUUAACACUGGUGGCCAAACAUGUUUACACCCUGUCACUGCGUCCAAGCUGGAUUUUGGAAUUGGAAAAGUACAGAUGAAUUUUUUACAUUUGCUAAGUUCAGAAGCCAUACAGACAAUUACAAUUCAUUGUCUCAAUUUCCCAGUUUGGAAGAACAGUAGCAACAAGGAUCCUUUCGCUAAUUCCAUACACUUCAGAGGAUGGAAUGGUCAGAUAUUUAAGGCAAAUACAGUAUUUCAACCCAAGGUUAUAAGAGAUGGGUGCAAGAUUCAAGAUGGGACAUGGCAACAGACACAGUUCGUUUUCAAUACUCAGGUUGUUAGUCAACUUCCGAUCGUGGAAAUUCACAAGCUCCCUCACAUCACAUCAGCGAAACAGUACCUAAUAGAAAUUGGCCCAGUCUGCUUUCUGUAGAAAGAUAACCCAGCUAAGUUGCCCUCAUUAAGUCUGUCGGGAAGUUAGACACCCUGGAGCUGUCAGUUUUUGGAGGGAUUUUCUCUGCUCGCUGUGGAGAGCUCAGGAACAAUUUUUAUUCAAACUGACUCCUCAUGAAGAGUGAAUUGAUGCCUCUCAGUCACUGCAGUUAGCUGGAAAUGAAGGCAUCUGAUGGAUCAGGCAUAAUAUUCUGCGCUCCAAGUCGCAGAAACUUUCAGUAACAUAUCAAUUGAGACUUCAGCUCCACUCACUCAGCCAAGACUGAGAAAGAAAGACCCUGAAGAGCACUGAAGGCUAUUUAUUGCAGAAUGUCCAAUGUCUUCCAAUGAGAGGUGGAAGACAGCUCUAAACAAGUGUGCAGUUUUAUCUAGUCUUAUCUAUGUCUAGAAGUGUCCUCUACCUCUGAUACCCUACCUGUCUUCCAUCUGGACUUUUGAAACUUCUGGAUGUUCCUCAUGUUCAACAGUCUACAGGCCAGUCUGUCUUGCCCACUUUGUGGUGGCACGGUGGCUCAGUGGUUAGCACUGCAGCCUCACAGCGCCAGGGACCCGGGUUCAACUCCCGCCUCAGGCGACUGUCUGUGCGGAUUUUGCACAUUCUCCCUGUGACUGCGUGAGUUUCCUCCCACAGUCCAAAGAUGUGCAGGCCAGGUGAAUUGGCCAUGCUAAAUUGCCCGCAGUGUUCAGGGGUGUGUGGGUUAUGGGGGCAUGGGUCUGGGUGGGAUGCUUCAAAGGGCGGUGUGGACUUGUUGGGCCGAAGGGCCUGUUUCCACACUGUAGGGAAUCUCAUCAUAUCCAUGUAUCUAAGGUUAGCAAGAGUCAGGGUGAUUCCCAAUUAAAUGCAAGCCAUAGUUGGUUUUCAAUGAUAGAAGCAGCCAAUUAGCUCAGAAGUAACCUUCCUGCAGUCUGCGCAGCUAAAUCCAAAGGGCCAAAGGGCCUGCACUGUGCAGUAAUGUUCUAAUCCGUCCCAGGCCUUAGAGAAUUGCUUUGUGCUGUUAUUGGCACCUGACUGAGAAGGGUCUAAUUUAUCAAGAGCUAGGUUGAGUUCCUCCAGCACCACUUGAUAAUAAAAUGCUUUUCUCUGGUGCAUUUUGGACCAAUGCCCUUGUUCAGACAUUGGGUGACUGAGCUGCCGUUGAGGACUCACUCUCCACUGAUAGGCAUGCCUCCUCAGAGUCAUCUCGACCCAAAAGACCCUUCCAAUUCCAUCCCUGUCCACUCACUCCCAUCAGCUCCAUACCCCCCACACAACCCCAAUUCCCAACCCCAACUUGCAUCCAAAACACCAUUGCCAAUGCUCAGCAGAAGGCAUUCUGUAGUGUAGCACCAAGCACAGACACAGACCCGUCCACCUACAUAUACCCAUCGGGUAGUGGUCAUACAGGUGAGGCUCUUUAGCUGAACGUCGACCAAGGUGGGGACUGAACCCCGGUUCUUGCCUUACACAUUGGCAUUCACGGGUGAUGCCCCUUCCCCUGUCAUUCCUGAACCUCAGAGUUUUCUCAUGUGAUGGACAUCUCCCUUCAGCAGAUACAGAUACAAAUACAAAGAACUGCAUACUAGUGCUUCUGACACAUCAGCCUCCUGGAUGUCCAAGGUGCUAGUCAAUAAGGUGCUACGGUUUUGAUAUGAUAUUGUCUUUUUGAAAUGUAUGUACUGGUUACAUUCAGUAUUUUUCUGUUUUAAAAGUACUUAUUUGGUCAUUUAUUUCUAUAAGAAAUAUUAUUUAUAUGAACUGUGUAAUUAUACCAAUUGUGUCUUACAUUGUAUGGAUGUGCUGUACAGAUUGGCACAGUGUGUGUGGUCACUGUAGAUAGACAAAAGUUCUUCGCUAGUUAGAGGAAUGUUGUAGAACAGCUACAUGCUUUCUGUUCAGCUUUAAGAUUGUACCUUGCUAUUAUAUAUUAAAUCUUGCUCACUCA
Stegostoma tigrinum is the source of this 7629-nucleotide messenger RNA. It is a transcript of the gene col24a1, whose product is annotated as collagen alpha-1(XXIV) chain. The coding region runs from base 486 to 5687 and encodes 1733 amino acids. Gene Ontology annotation, molecular function: extracellular matrix structural constituent. The transcript is spliced from 60 exons. NCBI's taxonomy places the organism in Eukaryota, Metazoa, Chordata, Chondrichthyes, Orectolobiformes, Stegostomatidae. The record is from RefSeq and is a predicted model, not a curated record.